Phycodurus eques (leafy seadragon) is the source of this 1820-nucleotide messenger RNA. RefSeq names its product mitochondrial translational release factor 1 (gene mtrf1). Bases 243 to 1625 code for a protein of 460 amino acids. Gene Ontology annotation, biological process: translational termination. Gene Ontology annotation, molecular function: translation release factor activity. Lineage: Eukaryota; Metazoa; Chordata; Actinopteri; Syngnathiformes; Syngnathidae. The transcript has 8 exons. The record is from RefSeq and is a predicted model, not a curated record.
CCAGGAGCUACAGCAUGUCGUCGCAUUUCUACCAAGCCUGCCCUACACCUUUCUCCUGCCGGAAGGGCUCCUCCGCUAAUGACCUCUUGAGAAGGAAGUGCUCCGUCCUGUUUUGCCGAAUGCGGAAGUAGGUUGCGCAUAAACCCUUAUUGAAUUCAAUUGGAGCCGAUCGUAUCGUUAUUUAUUUAUUUUAAAAAUAUCUUACGCGUCGUUUUCAUAUACACAAAAGAGUGCAUUGUCAAAUGUUUUCUCAUAGUUCGUGUCGCUUGCGUUCCGUCUUUUCCUGCGUAGCUUACAACAACCUUAAAAGAGGACGGCGGAGGACAAUCUCAGGACACACUAAUGCAAAGCAUACGAACAUUUCAGUGACGCAACCGAGCCGCCUCUUCCACAAAGAAAUGGGAGAGUUGUACGAAAUCCAUUCUGUUCAAAUGUAUCUCCGGCAACUCAUGGAGAAUCACAAAGCUCUCGGCCAGAAGUUGCACCGUGCCAACCUGAGCGAAGCUGACAGGAAAGUAAUGGUGAAGAAACACACUGAGCUGCAGCCUUUGGCAAACGUUUUUCACAAUGUUGAGCAGGCGCUGAAAGAUCUUGACGAAGUGCAGUCCAUUUUGAAUUCACCAGCGGGUUCUAAAGAUGAAGUUGAACAGUUUGCUCAGCUGCUAAAGGAAGAGGAAGCACUUAUCUCAGACAGGGUUUCAGUCUUAAAGAAAGAGUUAAUCAAAGCUCUAUUGCCGACUGACCCUCUGGACUCUAGUAACAUUCUGCUGGAGGUUGUUUCAGGACGAACAACGGGAGGUGAUAUAUGUCAGCAAUUCACCAGAGAAAUGUUUGACAUGUAUCAGGGUUUUGCUGCUUACAAGAACUGGGAUUUUGAGAUGUUGAACUACACUCCUGCCGAAUAUGGUAUGUACAGUAUUAUGCAUGCGAAGAUACAGUGGAGCCUUGACACUUUACUCAUGUCCUCCGUAGGUGGUUUGCAUCACGCGGCUGUGCGGCUAGCUGGGGAGAACGUGUACAGACAUCUAAAGCAUGAGGGGGGAACACACCGGGUGCAGAGAAUUCCCGAGGUGGGCCUGUCCUCCAGGAUGCAGCGCAUCCACACUGGAACCAUGACUGUGAUCAUCCUGCCUCAGCCUGUUGAGGUGGCUGUCAGCAUCGACCCUAAAGAACUGCGUGUUGACACAUUUAGAUCUCGAGGUGCUGGUGGUCAAAGUGUCAAUACAACCGAUAGCGCUGUGCGCAUUGUUCACCUUCCCUCAGGUAUUACAGCAGAGUGUCAACAGAGCCGCUCUCAAUUGCAAAACAGAGAAACUGCCAUUCGCAUGCUGAAGGCCCGCCUCUACCAGAGCAUGAUGGGUAAAGAGACCGAGCAGAAGCAUUUGGCACGUAAGCAGCAGGUGGGAACACGCUCGCAGUCAGAAAGGAUUCGCACCUACAACUUCAGCCAGGAUCGGAUCACAGACCACCGCAUUGGCUACAUUUGCAGAGAUAUUAAGGAGUUCAUGCGAGGAGGAGAGGCGCUUGAUGAUCUCAUCACGGUCGUGCUUGAACACGCAGAAAGGGAGGCUCUUCUGGACCUGGUGGAGAAGAGCAGAAUAAGUUUGUACUCUUCUGCAGACUGACACACGCCAAAGCUGGCUGUCAAGUUUGGGCCUUGAUAGUUUUCAGCAACAAUGUUGAAAACAGGGGAUAUGAGGUGUUGUCACAUUGCAAUUUAUUUGUUAUAUUAAAGUUUAAUUUUUUUGUGUAAAUAUGUAUAUUUAUAUAAUUUGCAAUUUACUGUACAUCAGCCAUGCAUCCUAAAAUAAAAUAACCAA